This is a messenger RNA of Daphnia pulicaria, 3845 nucleotides long. RefSeq names its product fasciclin-1-like (gene Fas1). Gene Ontology annotation, cellular component: extracellular matrix. The transcript is spliced from 15 exons. Gene Ontology annotation, biological process: cell adhesion; extracellular matrix organization. NCBI's taxonomy places the organism in Eukaryota, Metazoa, Arthropoda, Branchiopoda, Diplostraca, Daphniidae. The record is from RefSeq and is a predicted model, not a curated record. The coding region runs from base 424 to 2490 and encodes 688 amino acids. Gene Ontology annotation, molecular function: cell adhesion molecule binding.
UUGGGCCGCUGACGGCAGCGUAGUAGAGCUGACAGUGCGCGCCAGUCAAGACACGCCAAUUGAACUCUCCCACCUCGUUCGUUCGUUUAUUCACGAACUUUUUUCAUCUUCCCAAGCCAAAAAACUUUGAUCGUCUCCUAGCUCUACACAGUUCAUUUUCUAUUCAUUUCUAAUUCUGCUGUUUAUUCAACAGUUUUCAGAAAAGAGAUAUAAAAAGAGUUGAGAUUCUUCUGACACAUCACACAACGAGUGUGUGUGAGAAUCUGUGUGUGUUGUUGUGUGUUACAGAAAGUCUAUGGGUGUGUAGAGUGUCCUCUGGUGUGUUUGUGUGGCCCGUGUGGUUGUCGUGUUGUCCCGCAAGAGUUUUGGAAGAGAGAAAACUUCUUCUUCGGGAAUUGACUAUUCACAUUCAAAACACGUAAAAUGUCUUGGUCCGUGACCUUGUCGCUACUGGCCGUUUCUUCGUGGCUGUUGGCGUUUGCGUUCGCUGUCGGUCCCGUCAUGAACCAACAACCGACCAUCUUCGACCUCAUUCAAAACGAUCCCGAUCUCUCAGAAUUUUUCAGUUUGAUUUCGAGGAACGAAUUGGUGCCGACGCUGCUCAAGUUCCGCCAGGCCACCGUUUUCGCUCCCAACAAUGAAGCCAUGAGAGCUUACACCGGACCAAAGGACCAGGAUUUACUACUUUACCAUCUCGCUAACGUGGCAUUGACGACAGACAAAUUGGACCAGUCUGUUUCCAGCGAAUUGCCCGGCAACCCGCCGCUAUGGAUCGCUCGUCGCGACGCCAGUUCCUACCAGUACGAUCUUUACGUCAACGAUGCCCGGGUUAUCCUUGGCGACAUCAAAGCCAUGUCGACGAGACAAGACGAACAAGUUUUGCAUGUCAUCGACAAAGUCUUGGAGCCCAUUUUGACAUCUGCUCGUGAUCCGCAACUCUCCAAUCCCGACGCUGCCCGUCUCCUGGAAAGAGCCGGAAGUUUCAAUCUGGGACCCUAUCAAAUCAGCGACUUUGUCCAGCAAGUCACGUCGCACAAGAAGCUGUCGGUGUUUGCCACGCCUGGACGCCACACUUUUUUGAUUCCGAUCAAUCGCGGAUUCGAGGCCGUGUCACGUGACAAGAUCGACCCCAAAGUGAUUGACGGACACAUCGUGCCCAACGUGGCUCUGUUCACCCGCCCAGCCAUCAGAGGACGGCCCGUUCAAACCUUGGCCUUUUCCGACAACCUGAAAGUCAGCGUUUCCUUCAGUAACGAAUCGCUGCCGUCGCAAGAAAUCGGAUCGCGAGUGUACGUGCAAUCCAACACCCUGGUGGGCGAUUUCCAUCAUCCGAGAGGCGUUGUCGUGGCCCAGGUGGUCAAAGCCAACAUCCCCGUCCGCAAUGGCGUCGUCCAUCUCAUCGACAAGCCGCUCAUCGUCAUCGAUAUCGACAUUGUCAACUUCCUCAAGUCCUUUAAGGUCUUUGAACAACGCAACGGGAUCCUCUACGAGUUCUACCGUAUCAUGAAGGAUUUCGCUACCAAUUUUAUGGAGGGCAUCACCGGCGCUGGCGAACUGACCCUCCUAGCUCCAUCUAACGAGGCCUUCCGCCGGCUAGGAGACAAGAACCUCAACGCCCUGUUGGCCAAUCAACAAAAACUGACUGAAAUUCUGCAACUUCACGUCAUCCGCAGGCGGCUCUCGUCCGAUGAGAUUAUCCAGAAUCCCCUCUUCUCUCAUGUUGAAUCGGCUGACCGUCAUCGUCGGCUCUACUUUUCCGCCUUCGGUCCAGAUGACAACAUCACCAUCUCGGUGGAAGGCGGAGGAGUCAACGCCACCAUCAUCCAGCCCGACAUUGGCGCCCUCAACGGUAUCGUUCACAUCAUUGACCGCGUCCUCGGCGUCCCCACCAUGACCGUCAUCGAGAAACUCCAGCAAGAUCCCAUCAUGAGCAAAACACACGCGCUGGCCAUCCAAGAUGAUUUCCUCGGGCGGAUGCAAGCCUACAGAGAUCCGUACAACACUAAAAUCCAGCAAAAGUUCACGAUGCUGGUGCCCAGUGACGAGGCCUGGGAGGUUGUCCAUCGCACGAUGGGCUCGGCGUUCAAGAAGCUCUUUAUGGGAGAAUAUUCUUACAACGUGCGCCAAAUCUUGGAACGCCAUUUGGUCGUCGGUCAAGAAUUGAGCAUCAACAACCUGACGAGCCAGGGGCGUGACAACUACCUGCAAACGAUCCGCGGCAAAGUGAAGAUCGUCUUCGUCGAAAGCGGCGGAGAGAAUGGAGGGGAGCCAACGCGAGAAUACUUUGCCGAGUGGGAGAACAUUCGUGCUCGAGUGGUCCGCCCGGAUGUCCAGUGUAUUGAUGGCGUGAUCCACGUGAUCGAUCACGUACUGGUGCAACGCCGCGAGAUCUCCGUGUCGGGAUCGGGACGGUUGGCAGUCGACGCUCUCCUAUUGUUGUCCAUCACUUUGACGGCCAUUUUCUUCAACAACCGAGCUCUCCAGCACUGAGGCGAAAGUCUCAAGUUUCUCUCUAUAGAAAAAUCACACUGUGCAAGGUCGUCUUUUCUUAUAUUAUAAUUUUUCUUCACUGAAUUUAUUUUAUUUUUUAUUAAUUAACUUCACUCAAAUUUUUAAAAAAUCCCUUCGUCCAUCAUUUCACCCUUUAGUUGGUUCUUUAUCAUUUGAUUAACUAUAUCAAUCUUGUAUAUUUUAUUCGGCGUGUUUUUGUCUCUCAUCAUUUUCUCCGUAUAAUUGACGCCAUAAAUUAGAUCCAAGAAUCUCACCAGUAUGACGAUGACAAAUAACAUUUUUAGAGAGAACGAAGAGAAAUAGACCAUUUCAUUUUGUUUUAUGUUUUGACAAAACACUUUUAGUUCGUCCGUUUUUCUUUCAGUUGUACAAGAGUUACACAAAUUAUUUUGGUCUUUUUUUUGUGUUGGUAUUAUUGAAAUAUUCGUCGGUUUGAAAAAGAGAUUAUCGAUUGAAUAAUUUCUCGACGUUUUAUUUGAGCGAGUCUGAACGUUUCGACGAAACGAGAGAAACUGUCAACGUUUCUUCCAUCUUUUGUCUUCAAUUUUUCAAAAAAUGUGUUGCGUGAACGCUGAGCACCUCCUUAGUUUUUUUAAAAAUUCAAUGUGGCUUCAUUUGCAUUUUCAGAGAGAGACAAAAUGUUGAACUGUGUUACGCUCGUUCUAUUUGAGCGUGUAGGAGACCCAUUUUUAUCAAAUUUUAUUUUUUAACUUACUGCUGUCGAAACCGAAUUUUCCGCAACUCUGUCCUCCUUCAAACUCAUUCACCUCACAGCCCCCAGCAGUUCCAACCCACAAAGAAACACACACACACACGAUGGAAACAUCCCAGUUUUGUUGCUGUCGUGUUUUUGUUUGUCAGCUGGAAUUGAAUUCUCUUCUUUUUUAUUAUUAUUUUCACUACCUCGUCGAUCAAUACAAAAUUGCGGUCUCUUGUCAAUAACAGCUACGACCAUUCUCUAUGCAUGUGUUCGAUUGUCCGAGUUGAUUUUAUUUGAUAGAUGCACUGAGCGACAUUCCAAUGUUUCUAUUUCGUUUUCUUUUCCCCCCCUUCCCCAAACCCUUCUAUACAAUUUUUUGGACAUUCAUUUUUGUGUUGCGUCCAGACAGCAGUCACGAAUGCUGCCGUGAAUCAUACCAUAAUCCCAUCUCUUUCUGUCGACCCUCCUUCUUCCCUGUCGGGGAACCAAAAAAUAACAUAAAUGAAAACCAAAAAAGUUAACAAGAAAAUCUAACUGACAAAAAAAAAUAUAAUAUCUCCUGAUGAUUGCGAUGAGUGUUCAUGGUAGAGUUCUCUGCUUUAGAAAAAAAAUAAAAUGAAUGGGUACCGAUUCA